Molecule: messenger RNA, 1962 nt
Organism: Cyprinus carpio (common carp)
Lineage: Eukaryota; Metazoa; Chordata; Actinopteri; Cypriniformes; Cyprinidae
Gene: gabpb1
Product: GA binding protein transcription factor subunit beta 1
Biological process (GO): positive regulation of transcription by RNA polymerase II
Cellular component (GO): nucleus
Molecular function (GO): protein binding; transcription cis-regulatory region binding
Source: RefSeq, a predicted model, not a curated record
UUUAUAUUUAGCUUGUGCACUGUUGUAUUGUUGAUAUUGUCUCUAAAUCUCUAGAUAUCACUGAAGAUGGAAAUGAAAAGUCAUAAUGUUGGUCUCGUGCGCACUUGAGUCAGCUGAUCCGCGGCAGUGCGCAUGCGCAGGAGUUUAAACACAAGAGUUUAAAUCACGAAAUCACGAUAGAAUACACAUUGCACAGAAAUAUUGUAUAAUAUUAAAGAAACAGAGCUGCGGGUGGAUGCAGUUUAUCGAUCGUUUAAUUCUCUGCUCUUUUAUACUGGAGUCUGUGUGCGCGCCCCCGCGCCCGCGCUCGUGCCCGCGGCUGUAUUAUUGUCAUCUCGGUUUGUUUCGUUUCUAACGGAUUCGGUUCGGUUCAGGUUCUGUUCACACGAUGUCUCUGGUGGAUUUGGGGAAGAAGCUUCUGGAAGCCGCUCGGGCCGGUCAGGAUGACGAGGUCCGAAUUCUGAUGGCGAAUGGAGCUCCGUUCACCACUGACUGGCUGGGCACGUCUCCGCUGCAUCUGUCGGCUCAGUUCGGUCAUUACUCCACCACAGAGGUGCUUCUGCGCGCCGGCGUCAGUCGAGACGCUCGCACUAAAGUGGACCGGACACCGCUGCACAUGGCUGCGUCCGAGGGUCACACACGCAUCGUGGAGCUGCUGCUGAAGCACGGCGCUGACGUGAACGCCAAGGACAUGCUGAAGAUGAGCGCGCUGCACUGGGCCGUGGAGCACAGCCACAGAGACGUGGUGGAGCUGCUGCUGCGCUUCGGAGCCGACGUUCACGCGCAGAGCAAGUUCUGCAAAAACGCGCUGGACAUCGCGCUGGACAACAGCAGCCACGAGCUGGCCGAGAUCCUGCAGGUGGCGAUGCAGAACCAGAUCAACACAAACCCAGAGAGUCCAGACACACUGACCAUCCACACAGCCGCGCCGCAGUUCAUCAUCGGCCCGGGAGGAGUGGUCAACCUCGCCGGACUCGUGUCGCCCGCCAACAGCAGCAAAUCCACAGUCGUGGCCGCAGAGGAGCUGAUCACCGCAGACUCCGUCGACGGGGCCAUACAGCAGGUCGUGAGCUCUGGAGGUCAGCAGGUCAUCACCAUAGUAACAGACGGCAUUCAGCUGGGCAACCUGCAGACGGGCACAGGACUCAGCCAGCCCAUAAUAGUCACCAUGCCUGACGGGCAGCAGGUGCUGACGGUGUCGGACACAGAGGUGGCAGAGGAGACGGUGAUCAGCGAGGAGCCGUGUGUUAAGCGUCAGCGUGUGAAGGAAGAAGACGACGAUCAGAUGACCGAAACACAAGACGCUCAGAUCCAGCAGACGCUCUCGCUGGAGGACUUCCAGGAGAAAGUGGCUCUUCUGAAACAGCUGGAGGAGGCGAACCGCGAGGCGCAGAGAUACAGACAGCAGUUCCUGAAGAAGGAGCAGGAGGCGGAGGCGUACAGACAGAAGCUGGAGGCCAUCACACGGCAGAGCGCCAAGAAAGCUGCGUGAAAACACGCCGGACAUCAGCGCCGUCAGCUUCUGUGACUGGAUCGUUAUCAUUCAUCUCCUUCAGUUCUCCGCUGUGGUGCUCAUGUGGCCGACACGGGUUCGAUUCUGACCCACAUCCCAGCACCCUCCACCAGCCUCUGAAUAAAGAGACAAAAGCCCCUCAAAACCUGAACGAGGACGUUUAACUGUGUAGUAAUGUCAGAUUUCAUGAUGCACAGUAAAAAAUCUAAAGUUCAGAAAACUUAAAAGUUUAAGGAAACCAGCUUCAGGAAGGUUUUGAGUUUUCUCAACUUGAGUUUAUACAACAGAAAGUUGAGAAAACUUGAUUUUUUAGAGUGUGUGUUUGAUCGAAUCCUCCAUCAUCAGACUCUGUAAGACUCGUUCUCCUCACUGAUAAUCAGCAUGUCUAUACUUUCCUCCUGCUCACUGUUUGUGAUGCAUUUUCUGUCAUAAAGAUCUUAUUUUUAAAA